AUGGAUCUCUUCGUGUUUUUAUUACUCUUGACAAGCGCUUCAAUUGUUGAAAGUGUCUCUUUAGCUCCAAAAAAUAUUUUUACUCGGCUCCAGUUUCAUUGUGAAUACAAGACUAACGAACUUCAAAAUACUUCAACUUGUGUUAUUCGAGAUUUCCAUCCAGGAACGUCUCUUUUUCACAUCGAGAAUCCAGAAAAUUCCACAAGACUCGAAUUUGUCAACUCUCAACAUGUAAGAAUUCCAAAGGCAGUUUUCUUGGAAGUUCCUUCUUUGGAAUCCUUGAAUCUUUCAUCGACUGGCGUUCGUCGCAUCCAGAAGUCAUCUUUCGAUAACGCCAUGUGCCUUGUGAGUUUGGAUCUUUCGCAUAAUUUGCUUCAAAUUAUUGCCAAAAGUACCUUCAAGCGAGCCCUAAACUUGCAAGAACUCUACUUGGACAACAAUCAAAUCGAAGUCGUCGAGUACAGCGCCUUCAAAUAUUUACGUAACUUGACGAUUUUAACACUCAACGACAAUCGCAUCAAAUAUCUCUCGGAUCAUGCGUUUGAGCAGCUCUCCAAUUUGCGAACGUUGUUACUCAAUAACAACGCGAUUACAGUCAUCAGUAGUGCCCUGAAGCCACUGCUAUCGUUGGAGACAUUGACAUUGGAUAAUAAUGCGUUGCACUAUGUUCGCAUUAAAGUGUUGAAUAAGCAUUUGAGACACUUGAAGAGCAUAACGUUGAGGAAAAAUGCUUGGAUUUGUGCCGGAAUGAAAAUUAUGACGGAUUAUUUGGAAGCGAAUAUGGUAAGGAGUGACUUGGAAGAUGAUGGACAAGAAGUUUGCACGCAAGACGAGGAUGUGAUGUUGAUGAUGAACGAAAAGGAUUUGAUGGAAAUUCAAGAGUUGUCGGUAUCAACAUUCGUUAAUCCAGCAUUCAGUCGACAUUUUAACAAGAAACGAUCAAAUGGAGUUUAUUUUUAA
Messenger RNA from Culicoides brevitarsis, 960 nucleotides. RefSeq names its product chondroadherin-like. NCBI's taxonomy places the organism in Eukaryota, Metazoa, Arthropoda, Insecta, Diptera, Ceratopogonidae. The coding region runs from base 1 to 960 and encodes 319 amino acids. The transcript has a single exon. The record is from RefSeq and is a predicted model, not a curated record. Gene Ontology annotation, molecular function: protein binding.